Messenger RNA from Chiroxiphia lanceolata (lance-tailed manakin), 8317 nucleotides. It is a transcript of the gene MTPAP, whose product is annotated as mitochondrial poly(A) polymerase. Lineage: Eukaryota; Metazoa; Chordata; Aves; Passeriformes; Pipridae. Gene Ontology annotation, molecular function: poly(A) RNA polymerase activity. The record is from RefSeq and is a predicted model, not a curated record. Gene Ontology annotation, cellular component: mitochondrion.
AUGUUCAAGGUGAGGCCGCACCAGUGCAAAGCAAAGCGGGACAAUCCCCCACCUGGACCGGCUGUCGAUGCCCCCCAGGACACGGCUGGCCCUCCUGGCUGCCAGGUCACACUGCCGACAGCUCAGUUUGUUCCCUCUGCGUGCAGCAGGCAGCUGUCCGCACCCUGGGGCUGGCUGCGUAGGUCUGCUCCCUGCCGCCAGAGCUCUGCACGCCUCGAGCAGCAGCAGCACCAGCCGCAGCAAGAUCCCUCCCCGCCCGCCGGCGCCGCAGGGCCGGCUCAGCCAGCGGGGCCGCUCCGCGCCCGACGCAACUGGGCUGAGCCUCGGCGGCCGCCGUGGAAGGCGGCGCCUGCGCAGAGCGGCGCGGCCGUGCGGGCCAUGGCGCUGUGGCUGCUGCGGCGACGCCUGCGCCUUCCCGGGCCCGGCGGCCGCGGGCACGCCCGGCUCGGCCCCUCCGGCGCCGCCGCCGCCCAGCCCGCUGCCGAGGAGCCGGCCGAAGAUGCUGAAGUCAGUACCAGAAAGAAGACAUUCACUGAGGUCCAAACAGAACGACUGGAUCAAGCUGAACGGACUGUUUUAAUUAAGUGUCCAUCAAAACUUAAUGAAAAAAAGUUGUUGCAGUAUUUAUCCAGUCAUGGAAACAUUAGAAGUCACUUCUUCUUUGAAAAUCGUGGCAUCAAUGCUUUAGUAGAGUUUUCAGAAAAGAGCAGUAUAGCCUCAUUGCAGGAUGCUGUUGGAAUCCCAAAUGCUGCAGAGCAUCAUGUUGUCCCAUUUAAAUCAAGACUUUUUACUUUCACACUGAAAAACCCAGUGAGUCAACCUGCUGAAGAGACACCACUUCACCUCUCUCCUCAGUGUCACAUUCCAGUGACAGGCCUUAUUCAAAAGCUUUGUCUUGCAGACGAUAUAAGCAGUCAGAUGUACAUUCUACUGAAUGAGUAUCAGCUUACAGAAGAAAAUAUCAGGCUCCGAUUUCUGGCCUGUUCUUUGGUUCGGGAUUUUGCUCGGGCAUAUUUUCCAGACAGCACAGUAAAGCCAUUUGGCUCUUCAGUCAACACCUUUGGCAAACUGGGAUGCGAUGUGGACAUGUUUCUGGACUUCCAUGAUACACAAAAGAGUCCUACGAAAAUGAAAAAAGGUCCCUUUGAAAUGGAGUUUCAGAUGAAAAGAUUACCAUCUGAAAGAUUAGCGACUCAGAGGAUUCUUUCUGUGAUUGGUGAUUGCCUUGAUAAUUUUGGUCCUGGAUGUGUGAGUGUACAGAAGAUACUCAACGCUCGCUGUCCUCUGGUGAAAUUUUCCCAUCAGCCGACAGGAUUCCAGUGUGAUCUGUCUGUGAGCAACAGCAUUGCUAUCAGAAGUUCAGAACUCUUGUAUAUCUAUGGCUGUCUGGAUCCCCGUGUACGAGCGCUGGUGUUCACUAUACGGUGUUGGGCCCGUGUUCAUGGACUUACAAACAGUGCUCCUGGCACCUGGAUUACCAACUUCUCUCUGACCAUGAUGGUCAUGUUUUUUCUGCAAAAGAGAUCACCACCUAUCAUUCCAACCCUAGACCAACUUAAAGAACUGGCAGGUGCAAAAGACAAGCAUAUAAUUGGAGGAUAUGAUUGCUCAUUUGUUAGUGAUUUAAGGAAGAUUAAACCUACAAAAAAUACAGAAACACUUGAUGUAUUGUUGGGUGAGUUUUUUGAAUAUUUUGGAAACUUUGAUUUCAGAAGGAAUUCCAUAAAUCUUCGAAAGGGAAAGGAAGUAAAUAAACCGGAGUCAUCUCCUCUUUAUAUCUGGAAUCCCUUUGAACAAGACCUUAAUAUCAGCAAGAAUGUUAAUCAACCACAGCUGGAGAAAUUCAUAGCUAUGGCCAGGGAAAGUGCCUGGAUUUUACAGAAGGAAGAUAAAGCUCAGAGAAUAAUCAGUAAAGAACCUUGGGGACUGGCAGCACUGCUGAUACCAUUUGGAAAAAGUAAUUCCGGCAAGAUGAAGAAUAGGAUGAAAGGAAUAGGAAGUGAAACAAUCAGAAGCCUCUUGGACUCUUUAAAGUUAAAUAAUGCAAACACAACAAAAAGCAGUGGGAAAAUGACUUUCAGCACAGAAACACAAUAGCUAAUAUUCUGUUUUAGGAACUGUAUGUGACAUGCAGUCCGAAGAACAUAACUUUUAAUAUUUCUGUUAUGGGGAAUGGAGAGUCAAAUUAUCUCUGUUUUUCAUUGUGAUUCUUUUUGUACAGGUCUCCUUUCUGUACAUUUUUCUCCUUGCUCUUCACUUUUCCAUCUGUUUUAUGAAUGAAGAAUAUUCAAAUGCAAGUUUUAUUGGUACAUUUUGGAAAUAGCCUUCAGACUGACAGGAGCAGCAUGGGAAAGAGCCUUUGGGAAUUCUGUUGACUAACAUUCAAAUUAUAUGCUAAGUAAAAGCUCAAGAAACAGCCACCUUUCAGUGAAACCACAAUUUGAAAGAAGAUGAAUGUGUUGGAACUAUUGCUUCCAAUCCAGUCAUGUACUGAAAGCCAGUAAAACCGAAGUGCAUGCAUCUGUUUUUGCUAUUGUUUUCCAUUCAUGUAGAUAGUACCAAGACAAAAUAAAGAGAAUGGAAUUAGAUAGUAGGGUUUGCAGUUUCCUAAAGCGUUGCUCUCCAAGGGUAGUGCAACUGUUUUGUGUUGGAAAAGUGGGUUUGCUCUUGUAUUUACCACCUGAUUUCAAAUUUAUUUAGUCAGCUCGCUUUUGUUUUCUGUACCCAUAGGACUGGUCCCCGCCCACAUUUGUAUAAUGUUUCUCAUUUUGCCUUCAGCUUCAUUUUAAACCUGUAUUUCAGGUUCAGGCAGGGGCUCUUGUAUGCUCUUCUUGCUUCAUCACUCUAUUCAGUGUUGCUGCCUACUAAGUGACACCAAAGCCUUCCUGCAGAGGGAUCUGUCCCAUGCAGAGAUCCAUAGAAAAUCAUGUAUCAUGCUGGAGUCCUGUUCCCAGUCUUGCCUUGGUUUUCAUGUACUCAGCAGAGUGGUGACUGUCUCCCUUCCAGAUCAGUUGGGCCAGCAGAGUCAAUGCUUUUCAUUGACUUAAAACAUUGAGUGCUCUGCCUCUGUCCAUCUGCCACAAAAAGGAGUGUUUUCAGAAGAAGAGGGAAAGGGGAGGGAAGGAAGGAAGGAAAGAAAACAAAAAGGGAGAUGGAAAGCAGGCAAACAUCAGACUUUACAAGUACAUUUGUGAGUAUUUCACCUGUCCAGUUUGAGAGCCACUCAUGGAUUAUAACUAAAUGGCAACGGAGAUAACUCCACAGAUUGUUGUCUUUAUUCUUAACAGAAAUUCUGUAAAUGAAAUUAGUUCGUUCAAAUUAUCAUACAACUGCAACAUGAUUGCUGUUUCAAUUUCAAUAUUUUUAGAUUCUUUCAUGUUGCAGUGGUAUAUGAUUUUUUUGUAGACUUCCCUUCUAAUUAUGUAGUGUGAAGUCUUUUCCCUCAUGUAUUAUUCAUUGAAAAUACUGUAAUAGGCAGUAAUGCAUACUUCCAGAGUACUGGUAAAAAACGGACAAGGAAAAGCAUUUUCCAGCAAUUGACAGACUAAAGGGUUAGACCUUCAGAUCAAUUCCAUAUUAGUUUAUUCAGAGUUUAAAAUAAUACUCAGAUGUAUCUUGUUUCUGAUUAAUAAAUGUUUUCUCAAAUAAUGACUCAUGUAGUCAUUAUCUCAAUUGCUGAAAUUGAUUCUCAUAUUAACUUCUUCAAGAUUAAGCCUUGAAUUUGAAAGUUGGUUUUCUUUCUAAAUUUUGAUAUCAGAACUUCUUUUUGAAGGCUGAUAUGCAGUUUAUUGUAACUUUUUGUCGGUGCUAACCCAAAGCCUUUGAAAACAAGCUUGGCACAAUGCUGUAAGGAGCCUGACUUAAUCUUUACAGGACCUAGAGGUACAUUUUCUGCUGUUUACCCAGCAACAGACUUCGAAGCUUUUUGAAGAUUAGGGCAGUACUCGAGUAGUUGUGAGUUUUCUUUUUUCUAGAUAAACCAAAUGGGUAAGGGUGCAAUAAUAAGAAAAUGGAUUACCAGGGAGAGAAGCAUGCAGCAGAACUGUGGCAGUGACUACCCACGUGCGUUAUAUUCACAGUGGUCCACUGACAUAGGUAGGAAAGAUUUUAUAUGAAUUUUGACACGUAGAUACAGGACACUUGUAGAAAAAUAACAGUACAUUUUAUGUUCUGGUUAUAUGGUUGAGGCAUGCUGAAGCACAAGCUUCAUUUGUAAAUGGUUAUAGAUGUUCAAGCUGCUUAGUAUUCCUUAAAAGGCAGGGUAAAACACCAUUACUGUACAUGCAGUGCCUAUCAGAAUCACUUUUCUGUUUAGACUGCCUGUCCCUUUUGGGAAUGGUUCUGAACCCUUGUCAUGGCUGCAGGCCAGUUUCUGAAAAGAGGUGAAAGAAACCAAAAGCAGUGUUGUAGCAAUGGAAUGCACAGGUGAUUUUUUCAGAUGUCUGCAAGUCCCGGGGGCUGGAGACCGGGGAGCUGCUGACUGAAACCUUGAGGCUUUGAGGAUCAGCUCUCACUGAUGAUGCCAAUAAGCCCAGUGGGCAGCUUUCAUAGAGGAGGAUGGAGAUGGAGAUGGAGAUGGAGAUGGAGAUGGAGAUGGAGAUGGAGAUAGAUGGAGAGAUGGAGAUGGAGGGCCAACCAUGAGCUUCCCUAGAGCAUGAGCUGUGUCUGGGAGAAGAGCUGAGUGAUGCUAGAGGAACUGAAGCCACCUGUGGGAAGAGAACCAGACAAGAGAACUGAGAUUUGAGGGAGUGUAUUUGUCAAAUCAAGAGAGAUUAUGUGAAUAUAAUUUCCUAGGGACUGCAGUUUUGAAGAUAGUUAGAAAAAACGAAUAUGGUUCUGUCAGUGAAAACAAGGGUUGAAUAUUUGUCAAGAAAGGACUAUGAUUAUGGUCUGCAUUUGAGAGCUCAUUCAUAUGGUCCAAGAGCAUGUAAACAAUGUCUUUGUGAGAGUGAGGCAGAAAGUUUUAGUUACUUCUCAAACUUGGUGGUGAUAUGCUAUAUUGUAUGGUGAGGCUGUUAGGGAGGUCACGUGUAAGGAACAUGAGUGAAUUAAACACAUUUUUGCCCCUCUGCCCCUUUCCCUUGCUGGGAAUACUUUUUAGUGCAGUCUCACAUUUCCUGGGUCUUGAGUGGUUAGGGAAACUGAAAACAUUCAGAAGUUCCAUGCCCUGAGAAAAUACGCUUCAAGACAUUAACUUCAAGUUAACAUUUAUUGCCAGAGAUUUUUAUUUUUGUUUUCCUAGACAUUGAUGCUCACAAGUGUUGUAGUCAUAGGUUCUGCUGCAACUGCCACUGCUCCAUCAUUCCUCUGUAACUUCCUGGGAAUCUGAAGCCUUGGCCUACAGCUGACUGCUGUGCGAGCAUCUCUGUGUCAUGCUUGUGGUGAAGACACAGUCACCAAAACAGACUUCUUGGCUGGUAACAGAUGCUCUGUUCCUCAAUUUCAAAGUACAGUUCCUGUCUGGGUUUCUGUUCUUUAGACUUUGAAUCACAGUAUAAUUCAGGCUGGGAGAGAACUCUGGACCUAGUCCAGCUGCCUUUUUAAGUGGUAUCAGCUCUGAGAUUAGACCAGGACUUUUAUCUAGUCAGGCCUUGAAAUCUCCAAGGAUGGAGACUGCACAGCCUCUCCAGACAACCUGUUCCAGUGCUCAACUCUCCCUGUCACCCUGAUGGGCUGGGCUUAACAGACUACCAUAUCCUUGUCACUCUUCCUGGCUUCUUUUCUGAUCCUGACAAAUGCUCUCAAUCAGAUUGCCAUCCAUUACAAAUAUUCAAGCUGCUCCUUUGUGUAGGAAGCCCCCUGAGUCUUCCCUUCUUUCCCUGUCUUUCCAGAGGAACUUGUAUCCAUCCAUCACAGUGCUCCCAUCACAAGUGAGCCUUCCCAUUGUAGCUGUUACUCCAACAGUGCUGUAGUAACAGCACAAGGAGCUCUAUUUCCUCUUGCUUGUUCCCCAGGCUGCCACACAUUUGUAUCUGUACAUUUGAGGUGGGUACUUGUUAAUAAUUUUUUAUUCUUGAGGUCCCUUUUGUUCCUGUCACCCUGUAUCCUUUUUUCUCAAUCCAUGUCCCCAAGCUGGCGUAAGUGGAGGUUAUCAUUGUCCUCCCUUAUUGUUCUGGCUGAACGCCUUGAUAUUCACACUGCACAAAUCCAGGUUACAAAGUCCUCAUGACAUUCAAAUCCUGACUAAAAAUUAAUUUCUAAAAGACUCUGCAGGAAAAUAAGAGUCUAUGAGUACCAGACUGGUAUAUUGUACUGGCAGAAAAGCCCCAGAAAAUACAUUUGUGCUGCUGUAGUGGAGCAUGAUGGAAACAUCCAAGGUAGCCUCAGCUGUGCUGGUGCAGCUGCAGAAAAGCACAUAACACCACGUAGAGAUACUGGUGCAGGUAUAGAACCAUCUUAGGGCACAGUGCUGCAUCAACAGGACCUCACUGCUUCCACAACUGCACUAGUGUGGUACAGGAUGCUGCUGCCUGGCAGAGCUUGUCCACUUGGAUUUGGCACAUUUCUGGUGCUGUGUCACCUCUGGGUCUAGAGCAGUCGGGCUCUCAGCUGCAGCCUCGCUGUGCUCUGUGCUCACGCUGGGUCGUUGAGGAAUUGUGUUCUUAGAACAGCAUGGUCUUGCAGAUUUGUUUCUAAGUUUAAUUUCUUUUAGGCUCUCUAGCAGGACAGGCUAUGUUUUUUCUUAAAAUUUUGUCCCUUUGGGAAAAGGAAAGGUAGACAAACAGCCUUUAUUGGAAUGAUUUUGCCAACAAACUAGUUAAAGGUCCAUGCCAAGUUCAGCUACAGCAAGUUUAGGAUUUCCAGCCUAGGCUUCUUUGAAAAUAUGAUGAAUCAACAAUUAGGAAGUUUUUUAAAAGUGAAAUCAUCCUGUUCAUUGGAAAGCUCUCUCUUCCAAAUGCCUUGCCUUGCUUAUCACAAAAUUACCACCAAGGUUUUCUUCUAGUACAAAAUUCUUCUGAACGUCACGGGUAAUUUGGGGUCAGUUUGUUUAAAACAGGGGUUAGGAUUUAUACGAGGCUAACCUGUGCCUGGAGAUAAAAUCUCCUUCUCCAUAAAUCCUCUUAGUUGAAAGUCUUGAUCCACUGCUUUUGCAGACCUGUUUCUCCUACUUUCUUUAAUCAGAGGAUUGGUUUGCUUUCUUCUGCAGGACCUCCCUGCUUCUUUUCCCUCUCCUCAUUCUCUUUUCAUCAUAUCUCAUCUGAUCUGAUCUGUAAAGAAUAGUAUUUCACUUGGCCCCUAGUAUUUGUGACGCAAUAGUGAAUACAACUGCAUUCAAGAAACAGGUAGUUUUUAAAAUGUGGCUCUCACAUUGCAAUGUAAUUUUUUUUUUUUUUACUGCUUCACUUCUUGUGUAGAUUGAGUCUCCAUACUGCAUUUCCCAUGGCUCAUAGAGGGAUCAAUUAGCUGGACUUGGUGGACCUCACCUAUAUUGACCAUAUAUUUUUGGGAAGUCUUUUCAUUUAAGAAACUUGUUUAACACAGUCUGUAGUAUUAGAAAGCAGAAGUUCCCUGCAAAUUUUUUGAGAGGUGCUUCAUCCUUCAAGAUUAUUUCUGUUUUCCCUUGUUGUUAUGGGGAAAACUGUGUUCAAUGUGUUUCACAGAAUGACUUCAGAGAUAGGUUUUUGUUCCCAUGCUGAGCUCUCUUGUGCACACAGAUUUGUAGUCAAUGUAAACAGUGCAGCCCUGUACAGGAAUUUUUGCAUGGAACAACUCCCAGAAUAUGUCUUCUAGGUAUUAUCCUCCCAGCCCAACAGGGGAGGUAAAAGCCUCACAAAUUACUAAGGCAUAGCCUCUCAUUUGUGGUGCUGACUGCAUGGGAUGGGACAAUUCCCGUAAUUCUGUACUGCUUUUCUCAUGUUGGACACAGGAAAAACUGUUUUCCUGCAGAGAAAAGGUACAUAUGUUAGAAAUUGGAUUGCUGGAGUGAAAAGCAGUAUUAUUUAAAUUCUUUCCGAAUAUUUCCAUCUUAAGUUUGGUUUUUUAAGUCCUUCUCUAGGAGCAAUUACUAGAGAUUUUCAGGAUGAGAGCAAGAACUGGGAGCAUAUACAAAGGCUUCGUAUUUCAGGUAAUCAGAUAAAUAGUACUUAGAUUAUAAAAAAUAGUUAUACAGAGGAAAAUAAUGCAUAUAACAAUCUGGCAAUAAACAAGGAACACUGCCUUGUCUCUUUGAACCAGUUUUCCUGCCUUGAUUUUCUGUAGUCCUCCCAGUGGUGCACUACUUUUGACAAGGGUUGGAUUUGAGAGAGCAUACUGAAUGGAAACUACAGUACCCAGUACAUGGGAGGGUGAGUAUUUAGCCACUGCAGUAAAAAAAAAA